Coffea eugenioides is the source of this 2280-nucleotide messenger RNA. RefSeq names its product 3beta-hydroxysteroid-dehydrogenase/decarboxylase. Gene Ontology annotation, biological process: steroid biosynthetic process. The coding region runs from base 105 to 1820 and encodes 571 amino acids. NCBI's taxonomy places the organism in Eukaryota, Viridiplantae, Streptophyta, Magnoliopsida, Gentianales, Rubiaceae. Gene Ontology annotation, molecular function: 3-beta-hydroxy-Delta5-steroid dehydrogenase (NAD+) activity. The transcript has 13 exons. The record is from RefSeq and is a predicted model, not a curated record.
CUCUCUCUCUCUCUGCCCCAUAAUUACACACACAACACACACUAGAUUCAUCGUUCGCUGCUGAAUCCUCUAGCAGGAAGUAAAAAAAUUAAUAUCAGGCGAAAAUGGAGGCGGAAGCAGAAGGCCAAGACCUAGGGCAAGGGCAAGGAGAGAGGUGGUGUGUGGUGACCGGAGGGAGAGGGUUUGCGGCGAGGCAUUUGGUGGAAAUGUUGAUCCGAUACAAUAUGUUUUGCGUUCGGAUUGCGGAUUUAGGCCCUACGAUCAAGCUCGAACCGCAAGAAGAGAAAGGCAUUCUCGGCGAGGCGUUGAGUUCUGGUCGUGCUAGCUAUGUCUCCGUGGAUCUCCGUGAUAAGUCUCAAGUGCUCAAAGCUUUCCAGGGAGCUGAGGUUGUUUUUCACAUGGCUGCUCCAGAUUCUUCUAUCAACAACUACCAGCUUCAUUAUUCUGUCAACGUGCAAGGUACCAAGAAUGUUAUUGAUGCUUGUGUUGAGCUGAAAGUAAAGAGGCUUAUAUGCACAAGCUCACCGAGUGUGGUCUUCGAUGGAGUUCAUGGAAUUUUUAAUGGUGAUGAAACAUUGCCUUAUCCUGCCAAGCACAAUGAUUCAUAUUCUGCCACUAAAGCUGAAGGAGAAGCACUAGUUAUCAAGUCAAAUGGCACUAAUGGCCUUCUAACAUGUUGCAUUAGACCUAGCAGCAUUUUUGGUCCAGGUGAUAGGUUACUUGUGCCUUCUUUAGUUGCUGCCGCAAGGGCUGGGAAAUCUAAGUUCAUAAUUGGUGAUGGCAACAAUCUGUAUGAUUUCACAUACGUCGAAAAUGUUGCACAUGCUCACAUAUGUGCUGAACGAGCACUGGCUUCAGGAGGGGCAGUUUCAGAGAAAGCUGCAGGGCAGGCAUAUUUCAUUACAAACAUGGAGCCCAUCAAGUUCUGGGAAUUUAUGUCGCUUGUUCUUGAAGGUCUUGGCUAUGAAAGGCCAAGAAUUAAACUUCCCGUCUUUCUGAUGAUGCCUAUAGCACAUAUGGUGGAGUGGGUAUAUAAGAUGCUGGCCCCCUAUGGGAUGAAGGUUCCACAGUUCACUCCUUCAAGAAUCAGGCUUCUGUCUUGCUGCAGGACAUUUAAUUGUUCAAAAGCAAAUGAUUUGCUUGGCUACACACCAGUUGUCUCUCUCCAGGAGGGUCUUAAGCGAACAAUUGAAUCAUACCCACACUUGAGAGCUGAAGUUCGACCUAAAAGGGAUGGUCCAUCAAAAGCAUCAAAAAUUCUUGGUAGCGGAAGGGUUGCAGACACACUUCUAUGGAGGGAUAAAAGGCAAACGCUCCUCAUGUUGUUGGUUCUGGCUGCUAUUUACUUCAAUUUCAUAGCAUCUGGAUACACCAUUAUAACUGCAGUUUCCAGACUUCUCUUGGUGGCAGUGGUUUUCCUCUUCAUCAAUGGAAGGUUACCCGGGAAACUAUUGGGUUAUCAAGUUGAGAAAAUUCCUGAAUCAAAGUUCCACAUUUCACAAGAGUCCUCGCAUCAAGUUGCUCAAUCAAUAGCCUCGGGGUGGAACUCUGCUGUGAUCGAUUUAAAAUCUCUAUGCAGAGGAAAUGACUGGAUACUAUUUUCAAAGGUGGUUUUGUCUCUUUUGAUUUUGAGCAUCCUUGGAGCCCUUUCACUACGAAGUUUGUUUAUAAUAGGGCUUCCCAUUGCCUUUGUUGCUUUCUUUGUCUAUGAGAAGAAGGAAGAAGAAAUAGAUGGUUUUGUCCAUCAAAUUCUUCUGUCUGGAUGUAAACUAAGGUCGAAUGUCGCAGGAAAGUUUUCGAACUUGAAGAAACAGCAAUAAUGAUCCUAUCUGCAUGAGAGCAUUUGUCAUUCUUCCUCGCUUGGUGCCUUCUUGGGUAUUAAAAGCUUGUUUCCCUUGUUUCCUUCUUGGGUAUUAAAAGCUUGCAUUUUCCAUCUGGUUUUAUUGCAUUACAUUCACGGGACUGGUUACGAGCUGAAUGUAUCGACAAUUGGGAUUUUCUGGAUCUGAUGCGUGCAGUUGUUCCCUAACUAAUGGUUUAAGUGCGGAAACGUGUCUUGCUGCUGGAGCUAAAUUUUGUCCUGCGGGCAUUGCUUCUGUCCGUUAAGCCCCUUAAAUCGAUUUACUUAUCUGUUGUAUUUAAUAUACUCAGGAAUCUAAUUGCAUUAGAUAGAUUAAUUUGCUUGUAUUUAUGUUUAAAGAACUUGAUUUGUUUUGGUGAAUUUUGGGAAGCAAUUACCAUUUUAAUUUGUUGAGAGAAAGAUAUUAAUAUAAUUCUACA